Messenger RNA from Acanthochromis polyacanthus (spiny chromis), 3179 nucleotides. RefSeq lists its product as uncharacterized. The record is from RefSeq and is a predicted model, not a curated record. NCBI's taxonomy places the organism in Eukaryota, Metazoa, Chordata, Actinopteri, Pomacentridae. The transcript is spliced from 7 exons. The coding region runs from base 707 to 2227 and encodes 506 amino acids.
UCAGUGCGUCUUUACGCGAAUUUACGCACGUGGCGUCACUUAAGACAAAUACUAUUCUGUGGACUUGUACACACAUUCCAGCUGUUCCACGCAGACCGAAGGUUUAUAGGGUGAAGGUAUUUGUAUUAAAGCUUUUCUGGAUGAAUCCUGAGCACCACCGGAGUGUCAUGAGUCUUUAUUAAGAUAAAUCGUCGUUACGAACAAAAUGUGAUUUGGCUGUUUUAGAUGUUGGACUGGAGUUACAAGGUGAACUUUGUGUAAACUCCUGAGUACAUGCAACAAGGCAAGAUUAGAAACAAAUAAAAUGACAUUAUUUUCUGAACUUCGAAUCAAAAUUCCUCGCACAGGCGCGUGCGUGCAUCAUUUGAAUCCAUGGAAACGUUCCGAACGCAUAUAAAAGGCCCGUAACUUCGAUCGGUUCUUUUUUGCACUUGGACUUUGACUAGACUAGUUGUAAAUUGACCUCAACGCUGGAAAGCUCUCAAAAGCCGGACAGCAUCGCAAAAACAACCUUACUGAAGACCAACCUCAGCGGAUUAUCGAGAGAAAAAGAAGAAAAAGAAGAACUUGCCGAAGAAAGCAGCAGUUGGACAGACGCAUACCUGCAGUUUGCAUUCAGAGGACUUGGGACCUCCACUGAUCCAGGGAGACCUCCAGCGUCAGAACUCCGGACGGUUUGAACACACACACCUUCACCACCUACACCAUGCUUUCCCCAUUUGCUCGCCCCUUCUCUCCUCGCUUCUCUUCCGCUCUUUCCCCCUUUGCUCGCCCCUUCUCUCCUCGCUUCUCUUCCGCUCUUUCCCCUUUGCUUCCCCCUUCUCUCCUCGCUUCUCUUCCGCUCUUUCCCCCUUUGCUUCCCCCUUCUCUCCACGCUUCUCUUCCGCUCUUUCCCCCUUUGCUCGCCCCUUCUCUCCUCGCUUCUCUUCCGCUCUUUCCCCCUUUGCUCGCCCCUUCUCUCCUCGCUUCUCUUCCGCUCUUUCCCCCUUUGCUUCCCCCUUCUCUCCACGCUUCUCUUCCGCUCUUUCCCCCUUUGCUCGCCCCUUCUCUCCUCGCUUCUCUUCCGCUCUUUCCCCCUUUGCUCCCACCUUCUCUCCUCUCUCCUCUGCCUCCUCCUCUUCCACCUCUUGCUCCUCCUUCACCCCUCUUCCUCCAGCUUCUCCCCCUUCUCCUCCUUCAUGCCCUGCCCCCUCUCUCUCCCCUUCUCCUCUCUCCCCUCCUCCUCCCCCUCCUUCUCCUCCAUGCUCCUCCUCCUCCCUCCCUUCCUCUCCUCUUCUUCCUCUACCUCUCCCUCCUCCUUCACGCUCCACCACCUCUCUUCUUCCUCUCCCUGCUCCUUCUCCUCCUCUUCUUCCUCUUCCUCUCCCAACUCCUCCUCUCUUCUUCCUCUCCCAACUCCUCAACCUCCUCUCUUCUUCCUCUCCCAACUCCUCCACCUUCUCUCUUCUUCCUCUCCCUCCUCUUCCUCCUCCUCUCUUCUUCCUCUCCCAACUCCUCAAGCUCCUCUCUUCUUCCUCUCCCUCCUCUUCCUCCUCCUCUCUUCUUCCUCUCCCUCUCCCUACUCCUUCACGCUCCUCCCCCUCUCUUCUUCCUCUCCCUACUCCUUCUCCUCCUCUUCUUCCUCUACCUCUCCCUACUCCUUCUCCUCCUCUUCUUCCUCUACCUCUCCUUACUCCUUCUCUUCGUCUUCCUCUACCUCUCCCUACUCCUUCUCCUCCUCUUCUUCCUCUUCCUCUACCUCUCCUUACUCCUUCUCUUCGUCUUCCUCUACCUCUCCCUACUCCUUCUCCUCCUCUUCUUCCUCUUCCUCUACCUCUCCUUACUCCUUCUCUUCGUCUUCCUCUACCUCUCCCUACUCCUUCUCCUCCUCUUCUUCCUCUACCUCUCCUUACUCCUUCUCUUCGUCUUCCUCUACCUCUCCCUACUCCUUCUCCUCUUCUUCCUCUACCUCUCCCUACUCCUUCUCUUCUUCUUUCUCUACCUCUCCCUACUCCUUCACGCUCCUCCACCUCCUCUCUUCUUCCUCUCCCUACUCCUUCUCUUCUUCUUUCUCUACCUCUCCCUACUCCUUCUCUUCGUCUUCCUCUACCUCUCCCUACUCCUUCUCCUCCUCUUCUUCCUCUACCUCUCCUUACUCCUUUCCUUCCUCGUUUUCAUUAAAUUUAAUUGUAUAUUAAAUUUGAUGAAUAUGAGGUUCACGGGGCGCAUUACAGUGGUGGCAUGGUGACAUACAUGUUUUUUGAUUUAGAUUUAGCAUACAAGAAGUCUUUAAUUCUUCCAUAGAAUGUGAUACAUUUUCUGCAAGAUUCUAACACAUUUUCCUGUAGUUUUUUUUUCUCCCCAUCUCCAAGUUCUGAUGACCCCGGGACUCAAAUCAAAAGAAGGAUGAGAAGAAGACCCAACAGAUGAGGCCCAGCUCCAGCAGACACGUGAAGACGAGGAACCGAGCCCACCAGAGACGACCCUUAGAGACGCCAACCAGCCUGCGAUGAGACGACAGGACAACUGUACAAGGAACAGAAUGCACUGCUGCUUCCUGGACACCAAAUGAUUUAAACAGGGAUGGAACAUCGAGGAGAAUAAGUCAUUUUGAAGAAAAGAUGAUGGGAAACAUGUCCAGGACCAGUGCAUGAGAUGUGAGACCAGUCAACUAAUACAAAAGCUCUCUCUCCAAGACACCUGAUAAAAUGUAGAAUCAGAUCAAGACAAGAAACCCGAUAAGGAGCAGCCCCAGCAUGUGAACUCAGACUACGGAAGAGGGGAUGCUUAUUAUAGUGACGCAAAAGGAGGAAGUCGGAGCACAAAGAGAAAACCCCACAGAGACACAGAGAGAACAUGGACAGAAAGAACCAGAUGACCAGCAGACAAAGAAACAGUUCGAGGAGCCUCAGGACGAUCAACAACAGAAGAAACCUGUCAGAGAACUGGAAGAAGAUGACCAACAGCAUCAACCAGAGAAGAAGAAGAGAAGCUCCAGAUUACUCCAAAGGUAUCUCUGGAGCUGGCCUCACCGACCUGCAAAGACUUCAUGCUCCUUCCUUCCUCUGUACCCUCAUCCCAAAUGGAGGUUUUUUUUCAACUUCCUGGCAACAGGAAGUUUUUUUCCUCCACACUGCUACCAAAUGCUUGAUCUGAUCAAACUUCAAUAAGAGAGACUAAAAUAAAAAGUCAAAACAAGG